AUGAUAGACCCACGUCUUCCCGUUCUGAGCGCGAUCAGAAGGAAUCAGAAAGUGGAGACAAAACUGAGAAGCCUGAGACGGAAGAAGAAAAAAAAAUUUGAAUGUCAUAUCUUGGAUAGAGAAUUAGCCGAUACUUUGGAAAGGGACAUUAUUCAAAAAAACCCUAAUGUACAUUGGGAUAAUAUAGCUGAUCUUCAGGAGGCCAAAAGGUUGCUGGAGGAAGCUGUCGUAUUGCCUAUGUGGAUGCCCGACUUCUUUAAAGGAAUAAGAAGACCUUGGAAAGGUGUGCUUAUGGUUGGUCCUCCAGGUACUGGGAAAACUAUGUUAGCAAAAGCUGUGGCAACAGAAUGUGGUACAACAUUUUUUAAUGUUUCGACAUCUACUUUGGGCUCUAAAUAUCGCGGUGAAUCGGAGAAAUUGGUUCGAUUAUUGUUUGAAAUGGCACGUUUUUAUGCACCGAGCACUAUAUUCAUCGACGAAAUCGACUCGCUUUGCUCGAGACGAGGUUCGGAAUCCGAACAUGAAGCCUCUCGACGAGUUAAAUCGGAAUUACUGGUACAAAUGGAUGGUGUUACUGCCAGCGAUGAGCCAGGUAAAGUGGUAAUGGUUUUGGCCGCAACUAACUUCCCUUGGGACAUAGAUGAAGCUUUACGACGUAGAUUAGAAAAACGAAUCUACAUCCCACUGCCCACACAGGAAGGCAGAGAGGCUCUGCUAAGAAUCAACUUAAGUGAAGUCAAGCUGGAUCCAGAUAUCAACCUGAAGACCAUUGCUAGACGUCUCGAUGGUUUUUCAGGAGCUGACAUUACCAAUGUCUGUAGGGAUGCUUCGAUGAUGUCGAUGAGAAGAAAAAUAUGUGGAUUAAGACCAGAUCAAAUCAGACAGUUGCCCAAAGAAGAACUAGACUUGCCAGUUACAAUGAGGGAUUUUGAGGAGGCGUUGGUUAAGAAUAAUAAGAGCGUUAGUAAAGAAGAUUUAGAAAAGUAUGAACGAUGGAUGAGUGAAUUUGGAUCUUCUUGA
This is a messenger RNA of Diabrotica balteata, 1020 nucleotides long. The record is from the annotation of a GenBank genome assembly. Lineage: Eukaryota; Metazoa; Arthropoda; Insecta; Coleoptera; Chrysomelidae.